AUGGCGGACUCAGCGGGCAAUUGGUGUCUCAUUGAAAGUGAUCCUGGCGUUUUUACGGAAUUAAUCAAAGAAUUUGGUGUUAAAGGAGCUCAAGUGGAAGAAUUAUGGAGUUUGGAUGAUGACCAGUUCGAUAAUUUGAAGCCCAUACAUGGUUUAAUAUUUCUAUUCAAAUGGGUUCAGGAUGAUGAACCAUCUGGAAAUGUUGUUCAAGAUAAUAGAUUGGAUAAAAUAUUUUUUGCAAAACAGGUGAUUAAUAAUGCAUGCGCAACACAAGCAAUAUUAAGUGUAUUAUUAAAUUGUAAGCAUUCCGAUAUAUCGUUGGGGCCGAAUUUGGAGGAAUUUAAAAAUUUUUGCCAAAGCUUUGAUGCCAAUAUGAGAGGGCUUGCUCUUAGCAAUUCCGAUGUAAUAAGAGAAGUACAUAAUUCUUUUUCAAGGCAAACACUAUUUGAAUAUGACUCGAAAAAAGCAUCUAAAGAUGAUGAUGUUUUUCAUUUUGUAAGUUAUAUACCGAUUGAUGGUCGAUUAUAUGAGCUAGAUGGAUUGAAAGAUGGACCAAUGGAUCUAGGUCCAUGUCCACUUGGAGAACAAUGGGUUCAAGCAGCAAAACCCAUAAUUCAAAAAAGAAUAAAUAAAUAUAAUGAGGGAGAAAUACAUUUUAAUUUAAUGGCAAUCGUAACGGAUAGAAAAACGCUAUACGAACGACAAAAAGCUAAUGUUUGUGAUCCGGCCGAGUUGGAGCGUUUACAGACAUUAAUAGAAAAAGAAAUACGAAAAUCCAAGAGAUAUCAGAUCGAAAAUAUCAGAAGAAAACAUAACUAUCUGCCAUUGAUAAUGGAAUUGCUUAAGAUGCUUGCCAAAGAAGGUAAGCUUGUACCUUUGUAUCAAAGAGCAAAGGAAAAGGCAUUGGAAAAACAAUCUAAGAAGAACACAGUUUAAACUUGAAUCUUGUAAUUGGAUGAAAAUAUCGGUGCAUUGUAUGUAUAAUGUAUAGACAUCGAUAAAUAAAUUGUACUGUUCUCUUUUUAAAAAUAAAUGUAAAUAUAAAAAAAAAAUUUUUUUUAUAAUGUCAACAAAUGUAUUAUUCUAAAAUAACGAUGUCAUAUUGGAAGAUUCUGGA
Molecule: messenger RNA, 1117 nt
Organism: Colletes gigas
Lineage: Eukaryota; Metazoa; Arthropoda; Insecta; Hymenoptera; Colletidae
Gene: Uch-L5
Product: ubiquitin carboxyl-terminal hydrolase isozyme L5
Exons: 6
Coding region: 1-936 (311 amino acids)
Biological process (GO): ubiquitin-dependent protein catabolic process; protein deubiquitination
Cellular component (GO): cytoplasm
Molecular function (GO): cysteine-type deubiquitinase activity
Source: RefSeq, a predicted model, not a curated record